This is a messenger RNA of Cynoglossus semilaevis (tongue sole), 7546 nucleotides long. RefSeq names its product C2 domain containing 3 centriole elongation regulator (gene c2cd3). The record is from RefSeq and is a predicted model, not a curated record. Gene Ontology annotation, cellular component: centriole; microtubule organizing center; centriolar satellite. The coding region runs from base 185 to 6472 and encodes 2095 amino acids. NCBI's taxonomy places the organism in Eukaryota, Metazoa, Chordata, Actinopteri, Pleuronectiformes, Cynoglossidae. Gene Ontology annotation, biological process: centriole elongation; cilium assembly; protein localization to centrosome. The transcript has 34 exons.
AGAUGGAUUUGCGCGCUGCCGUUUAAACGACUGUUUACGUUGAUGUGAGUGCGCGCGACUGUCAGCUAACUGCUAUUCCAAUUGUGUUUAAAGGAUUAUUACUGAAAGACGGAUUUAAAAAAAAGUUAUGACCAAUAAUGAAACAAGCGAUGGUCUGAGAACUCGCGGAACACUUGCUUGAGGAAUGAAGAGCAAGAAACAGAAAGUGCUUCAAAGUGGAAACAGCAAAAGAAAAGUCUCGAGUGAUGUGUCACCUUCGACCAGCCUCCCGCCUUUGGUUGAGGGUCCACUUAGAUGUUUUCUGCGAGUGACAAUAAGUCGAUUAUUAUGGACAGUUAACAAACCUCCGUCUGUGACAUUUGUCAGGCUUCGCUGGUGGGGAGAGUCUUCCAAUGAGACACACUUUUUUCCUAAAGAUGGAUCUCAGCUUUCUCAAAGAAAUGUCAAGACCACAGUGCGAUACGCCAUUCGCUGUGGGCCUAAACAGUUCACCUCAUAUCUUACAGAUAUGAGCUCACUGGUGUUGGAUGUGUUGACAAAAGCUGAUCAUUUGCCAGUAGCACGGGCACAGGUUGCUGGAAUCUCUCGUCUGUCCUUGUCACACCCCAUUAGUGGAUUUUUCACACUUGUAUCUCCUACAUCAGAAAAGCUAGGAGAGCUCCAAGUUUCACUUAAUUUGGAGCCCUUAGCUGAAACCUAUGACAGCAGCAGUGACUACACGGUCACAACAGAAGGACCAGAGGCUGCCACAGCAACUCUUCCUUUGCAGCCAAGAUCACUCUCAGCUAGCAGUGGGAAACGAUUAGUGAAGAGUAGCAGCAAAAACCCACCAAGGCCCCAGCAAGACGGUGGAAAAGAAGAGUUGGCUGAGAAUCAGAUGCCUGUGAACAGCUGUGAGAUCAGUGAAAGAGCUGCAAAUGCUUUAAGUCAGGACUCUGGUGGAAACAAGACCAAUGACAUCCUCUCACUUAUUUCCGAGCGGGGAAACAAGUUAAGAGAUGCCAUGGUGCGUUCAGCUUUGAAAUAUGACAUACACUCUGCAUCAGCACCAAACGAUGCCCCUCUACUUAGUGGUACCAUACAUCCACCUUUAAGGACUGUUCCCUCUCCCUCUGGAAUGUUUCUUGAUUCCCAAUCAUUUCCUGAACACUCAAUUGAUGUCCCUGAUGUUUUUGAUGGUGCUGACGACGUUACCCACAAAGCCAUAGAUAUUCUCUUUGGCAGGCUAAUCACAUCACCUCCUCCUCAACUGGACCGGGACAGUGUCUCCCCUGACUGUAUAUUUGGCCACAGCAGUGUUUGUGGUGAUAGUGAAACUGAUGAUCCUCAGUAUGAUCAGAGCUUACUAGAAAAUUUAUUUUACAAGUCUCCAAUAUCUGAUACAAGACCAGAGGUCACAGAGACAAGUGGUAAAAAAACUUUACCCCCACUUAAAAAACAGCCAAAAAGGAUGAAUGAGGGUACUGACUUCCAGCAUCAGGAUCCCCCAGAUGCUGUUGCUCUCUGUGGACUAAGUGAAGAGCAGUUGGCGUUGCUGAAUUUCAUUCGUGUGAUCAUCGUGACCAUUGACACCCUGACUCUUUCUACGACCUCAGCAACAAGAACUAAUUUGAGUAAAGGGAAACCUCUUCGACAAAUGACUAAUCAAAAAUGCACUUACUUUGUAGAGUACAUGUUACCAAGAACAUCCACCUCCAGUCGACAUGUUUAUGGAAAAAGCAACAAUGGAGACGUGGCCAGAGUUGCUUCCAGUAAAGUCACAGGGGGAGAGGUAAACUUCCUUCAGCAUUCUGUGUUUCCUGUGGACUUCAGCACAGAAUCUGUCAUAAAGUGGUGUCAAACAGAUUUGGUGUUCAAGAUUUUCUCAAGAAAGAGCCACCAAAAAAAACCUGUUCUCAUUGGUAAAGCAGUUCAUCCACUGCGUGAUCUGCUGCAGGACAAGCAGCUGAGUCAGGCUUUGGUCCUUCCUGUGCAAAGUCUGGAGGCAAACUGUGAAACACUGGCAAUUGGACCUCUUAGGGUAUGUCUAGAACUUGCAACAGACAGCAAGGUUUCCACACCUAUAAAAGACAAAAGCCAGCUAGCUCACAGAUACAAAUCUUCUUUACCAACUGCACCGAGUCCUCCAAGGAAAACCGGCUCCAGACCUCAUUUUGCUCAAACUAGCAAAGAACAUUUUCCUUCUCACCCUGAAAAAGACUCUCAGAUAAAUGACUGGAGUCUACAUCAACCAUUGAAAGAAUCAUUUUUUCAUCCAAGUCUUAACACAUUUGAGAAUAAACCAUGUCAGCACGUGGAUGACAACCUUGAAGUACUUCUGCACACUCUGCUCAUGGUACCAGAGGGAAAGAACUUCACCUGUGGGCCCUUGCAAACUCCAAAUGUUUACUUGAACUGUAAACUCUUUUGGUGUGAUGAGAUGACGAGAUCAAAUGUCAGCUGGGGUCAGAAAAAUCCAACUUUCAACUUUGUUCAGGUGACUCCUGUGGCUUUGACCAGUAAGCUCCUGGAAAGGAUGAAGAAUAACAUGAUUAUAAUUGAAGUGUGGCAAAAAACAGGAAGUUCAGAGGAUCGACUUCUGGGCCUUGUUAAAUUACCUCUGCACCAGUUCUACAUGUCUUUUAGGGAUCCAAAGGUCACUCACCUUCUACUUGAGGCACAGUAUCCUGUUUUAGGCGUAGACUGCUACAUGCCAGUCAUAGAUGUGUUCUCCGGAGCUUGUAAAGGAAACCUCAGGGUUAUUUUGGCUAUGGGAAAGUCAGAGCAGAUCGCGGCCCUGCAGUGCAUAAAGGAUGAGGAAUAUGGCACUUUGUUUCCUCUUGUGAAACCAGUUCUUCCGUCUGAUCAUCAUCCACGUCCAGAAACCAAGGCUGUUGCAGCAUUUAAUGAACCAAUGAUGGAGCAUGUGUUCGUGAUAAGAGUGGAGAAGGUGAAGGGGCUGACACCUCUGCAGUCAACGGUGUGGGGUGAAGCAGACUGCUAUGUCCAGUAUAGUUUUCCAAGUCAUGAUGAUGAGACAGCCACAGCUGUGGACCAAAUGGUCACAGAGAGUAACGUCAGCCUAAAGCCGUUUCGUACCACCACCACUCUGUGUGUGCCGGACCCAAUAUUUAGCCACAUGGAGACGCACGUUCUUCUGGCUCCUGAAGGGUUUCCUGUGCAGAGGUUGCUGCUCAGCUCUCUUUCAAGUCGAGGUGCCAGCAGUGGAGGAGGUGUCCAGUUUGAAGUGUGGUGCAGAUAUUAUUAUCCAAAUGUCAGAGAUCAGCUUGUGGCCAAAGGACUGCUUCCACUGUCCAAGCUCUGUGCAAUGAUCACCAUGCAGAAACACCAACCCAACAACCCUCAAAUGUUCUCCCUGCCCCUGAUUCCAAGGACAGAUAGUCCCACAGGACAUCACAUCCAGCCCUCAGGUCUCCUAGAUGUUUGCAUUCAGUACAAACACCGGCCCGUCAGGCCUGAAGCACUGACUGGUAGAGGAGCUGCCUCUCGUGUUGUGACGCUUGUGGUCAAAGUUCGAAGAGCAUCAGGUCUGCGGGCAGCAGCAAGUUUUUUAUCAAAACAGGAUGAAAGGUUUCAGUACUUUGUUGAUGCGGGCGUUAACGCAUAUGCCACAGUCCAGCUCUCCUUUUCUCCUGAAAGAGAGUCGAGGUCGACAAGGAUUGUUGCCAAAACAUUUUGCCCCGAGUUUGACCACCACACAGAGUUGUCAUGUGAUUUGCUGGUUCAGAUGAGCAGCGGAGAAACCUGCAGCCUGGCCGAGGUGCUGGAGAGGGCUUCUGCUGCCUUUACUCUGUGGAACAGAGACAAUCGUAAAGGUGUGAUCUUCAACAGUCAGAAAGAUGUGAUGUUGGGCUCAGUCCAAAUACCAUUGGCUGAUCUAAUUAACAAAAGAACAGGUAUUUCUGGCUGGUUUGGAGUCUAUUUACCUAAGGAUAAAAGUUCAACUCAGGAUUCCCAAAUCCUGGUUGGUGGUCUAGAGAUUUCUGUCAAUUUUGCCCACCACUCAGAUCGGGAAAAAGUAAUCAAGGCUGCUCAGGGUUUAGGCUGGAUGAUGCAGAGUGACUGUGAAACUAAGGAUGUGGAAGACUCCUUCGAAGAAAACACAAGGACACUCACUCUGACUUUUUCGACGCCCAGAGCUUGGGUUCCACUCCACUGUUUGCUCCUCCCCAACCAGAUUGAUCUGCAGCGCUCCACCUAUUGCUAUGUCAGGUACAAGUUUUAUGAUCAGGAGGCUUUCACCUCGCAAAUGGUACACCCCCUUGUUACAGAGGGGGAGGAUGGACAGACCACAGUAGAUUUUAAAGGAAAUAGAACUGCGAGGAUGAGGAUGACUCAACCUUUGCUGUGGUAUCUACGAGAGGAGAGGCUGGAGGUGCAGCUGUGGGUUUCCUUUAAUAAGGACAAAACCAGGAGACCCACUGACACCGACCGACUCGUUGGCUCAGCUUUUGUAGAUAUGUCUUCUCUUGCAAAAAUGUCCAACCAGAAGCUGUCACUUAGUGGCGUGUAUCCACUGUUCAGAAGCUCUGCUGCAGACCUACAGGGGGCAGCUCUAAGAAUUCACAUCACCCUGACAGCAAGUGCUGCCCCAGAGGAGGCACCUGAUGAAUCUGACAGCCAGGUGGAGCUCUUAUCAGAGGAGAUGGAAACUGCAGCGCUAAUCGCAUCACCUACGACACCAAAAAAAUCAACACAAAGCAGAAAAGAAAAUAAAUCUCCUCAAAUUAUGUCAGACAUUUUAUCCAUACCACACACUGAAAGCAGUGUCGAGGAUUCCUUUUCUGUCUUUGUCACAGUGGACAGGGCCAUGCAUCUGAAUCUGAAAAGCUGUCCUCUAGCAGAGCAGAGUGAGGUGACGCCAAGCUUUUUCACUCCUGUCGUCACUCACAGUGACUGUCCUGUGUGGGACCAUCAACAGGAGUGCAGGCUGUCAAACCAACUACUUGUCAAUUCACAGCAAUCCUUGGUUUUCAAAGUCUGGCACAAAGGAGAGGUGGAUAGGGUGCUGGGAUUUGCUUCUGUGGACCUUUCACCUUUACUGUGCGGCUUCCACUCAGUGUAUGGCUGGUACAAUAUCACAGACUUCAGCGGUCAGUGUCAUGGCCAGAUCAAAGUGUCCAUCACUCCUCUGAAUGUGAUUGAUCUUCAAGUAGGAAGAAAAACUGUGAUUGAAGAGGACCCUGAAAACUCCAGAGCUUUAUUCCAGGCCUUUCCUCUCAGCUGUCACACCAGAGCCACCUACAGUAGUUUCCCAUCACACAGAGGCUGCUGCACACAGCAAACAAUGUCGUCCCCUGAACACACAGAACAACUUUAUUGUGAAAGAUCCAUUGAGGCUGAAAGCCAUGCUGAGCACCUGGACAAGGUGCGACUUUACCACCAGAGUUUACAGGAGCAGAGACCCCCUCACCCUGACUGUCUUAGAAGGAAUCAAAGUGAGCUGGACAACAUGCAGAAAUAUUUCAAUCGCAAACUCAGAACUCCCACAUUUUCAUCUGUGUGUGAGCAGUACUAUCACAACCAACAGGAGGAGGAGGGGGAGACUGAUGCAGAUUUACAGGGACUUCCACUGAACAAGAUCCCCACCAAUCCUCCGAGGAGUUCCAAAGCUUCUCCUUGUAAAGACACAGACUCUCAAACAGUUCCUCAAAGACUGUUUAGUCUGGAUCAAAAUGCAGCUUCUUCCUACAAAGAUGCAUCUCAAAUGCGUUCACCUCUACUAAAGACAUCUGAAGAUGACACAGACUCUGAGGUGGAAGAAGAAACAGGCAGACGACGGAGCGAAACCGUCAUGUCAGAGGAUGAAAUUGGAGAAAACACAGAUGAGAAUGAAGAUUCAUCAGCCUGUGAACAGCAUGAGGGGACCGAUGUGGAAGAAGAGGAAGAAGAAGAUUACGAGGAAACUGUGUUGAAGCCUAGGCAUCUGAAUGAGCUUAUGUCUUUAACAGACAAAACCAGCCCUUGGACCAGCGUCCAGUCAGAGUCUGAUGUUGAUUUUAUAGAGAACCUGGAGGCAACAGAGGAGCCAGACCUGAGUCACGAUGAGGAGGAGGACAAGGAAGAGGAGAGGCAAAAUCUGGACUCUGUUGAGAAACACCAUAGGCCAGUGAGAGACACUUCACAGAUGGAGGGGGAUGAUGAAAGACACGUGAGAAGAGAAGUUUGUAGCCUUCACCAAGACUCUGCUCCUAAUGAAGAUUCAUCUGCAGACUUAGAUCACAACAUCGACACUGCUGAUGACAAAGAAAACUCUCAGUCCUCAGUCCCUGUGGAUAUGCCUAACUUUUUUCUCACCACACAUGAAAUGGAGGCAUCAUUGAGAGCCAUACAGUUAGCUCCGUCCUUCUCCCGGGGAUAUUGUCCUACGAGGCCUCGCCUACAGCGACCCAACAUGUCACCACUCUCCAUGGAGAAAGCCACUGAAAGAAUCACAGGUGUAUUUGCAGCCACCUGUGAUGAGACUCUUUAGUGUUUCUCUUUAACUUUACUGUGCCUCCAGACUGUGGAAUGAUCAUGUGAAGAUAACUUAACUGAACUAUUUAUAAAUAAAUCAUAUCUGUGUAUUGUUUUUACCCAUAACCUCUCAGUUUUUAAACAUUUGUUUUAGCCAAAACAUGUAUUUUCUGCUAGAAGAGCAGUGGAGGGAUUCUCCUAAUCCAACCUCCCAACUACGGUUAGGUUUGAAUAAUGGGAGACAUCUGAAAGUCAACACUGUACCUGAUCACAGAUACAAAGAAUCUCCACUCAUCAAAGUAGGUAUUUAUUUAUGAAUUUUUAACAUGUUACAGAAAAACCACAAAUUAUAGAACAUUAGCUUCUUUGUUCACCUCCAUUCACAAAAAGCAUUUAUACCUUCAGUUUAUUUAUGUACUUAAUUAAGCCAAUAACAGCCCAACAUUAAAUCAAGUGUAAACCUGUUCACUGACUUGAACAAACAAAGUGUAACCGUUUGGUGUUUGUAGACUCUGCCCUAAGGUGUACAAAAUCACAAAUCCUAUAAUUAUCCAGCCUGUGAAACUGGUACAAAGAAAAAUGAGAAUGACUUUUCUGGGUUUACUGCAUUUUCAUUUGUUGCCAGUAGAUGGCGACAUGGCCAUUUAGUAAUGCUGGUUGUGGCUGAACUGUAUAACACACCGAGUUUUGAUGCACUGGCAAAACAGGGAUCAACCACUCGUUGUUUUUGAACGUCCAUAUGUCUUCACAUAAACACCCCACGCUAGAGGCUUCUAACUGGGUAGAAUUACAAAAUAUUUGGGUAAUUACUGUCAAAAUAUUCUAGCAUCGUCGUAUAUGAAGAGGAACAUGUUCCAGAACAUUUUACUUAUGUGUUAUCAAAGUUUGUGUACGGACACUUGAAAACAAUGGAAAACACUAUUAUGUAAAGAUAAAAAUACAGAAAAGCUAUAAAAUAAAUUAUUAAUAAGCAGAAGUUAAUGAAUAUAUUUCAACUUAAAUAUAAGACAGGCUGUAUACUGUGCUUCUACAGGAUAUGGUGUUACCACAAUGUUAAAAAUAUUGUGUUAAAGUUUGUCAUAAGCUGCGU